This is a messenger RNA of Aspergillus versicolor CBS 583.65, 862 nucleotides long. RefSeq lists its product as uncharacterized. Lineage: Eukaryota; Fungi; Ascomycota; Eurotiomycetes; Eurotiales; Aspergillaceae. The transcript has 2 exons. The record is from RefSeq and is a predicted model, not a curated record. The coding region runs from base 261 to 719 and encodes 152 amino acids.
CCUCCAGGUUGUGGGGAAAGGAGGAAGAUGACGGCGCAUCAGCCGGUCCUGGAAAGCUCUACGUUAUCAGCCCCUUGACAUACCUCAUCGGGUACAUGUCCAUGAUCGUCGUCAUGGGUAUAGCCUGUGCCAUCCUCGCGCGGACGUACCCGGGUGCACUGCAGUAUACUGCUAUUGUGGCUGUCAUCAUGGUACAUCCAUAACUCAUCGACCCUUCCAAAGGAUAGAAGAAACUAACAAUCUAACAGGGAGUAACCGGCAUGUUCUGUACAUUCGGACUAGACCUGCUCCUCCCAAGAUCCAAAUCCCAGAGCGACCCCACGCCAUCAGCAGCAUCGUAUAUCCUAGUCAUCGCCAGGACCGUCAUCUGGCUAGCUGUCUCUGUUGCCAUGCUGGUAACCGGUGCCAUGGCAGAUGAUUCAGACGAUCGCGAGAAAUCGAAAUUUGCGAAACGACGCGGGCGUGGUGGGGGUGGUGGGGGUGGGAGGGGGAAUAAACCGCCGCCGCCGCUGAGGAAUUUGGCGAUUGCUUGUGGGUGUAUGGGGAUUGUUGUGUUUUUGACUACGCUUGUAUACUGGUAUCCGGUAGUGGUGGCGAGAUAUCGCAAAUACUCGAAAGAACAGACGAGAGACAUGUACGAAGGGUUAAUUUUGACGGAGGGGAGUAAAGAUAGUGUGAGGGCAUUGUUUCGUGAUAUCAAGAAUGCAAGAACGUAUUAGUUUCUGCUUAUGCAGUAUGUGCAACUGUCUAUGAAUGUAUCGGAUCCAUUUCAGCCAUUCACCCAGACGAAUCUAGUAUGACAGCUUCAGUGGCCUAGAUGCAGUGAAGCUCUCCUCCAUCGUGAGUGUGGCAGUUCUGCAAU